AUGGGGGAACCCAACUCUAGCAAUGCCUAUGGGGCUGCCUCUCCCUCUUAUAAAGGAGUCCGAAAGAGAAAAUCGGGCAAAUGGGUGUGCGAAAUUCGCGUGCUGGGAACCAAAACCCGAAUCUGGCUAGGCAGCUUCGAGACCCCAGAGAUGGCAGCAGCAGCCUACGAUGUUGCUGCAUUACAUUUUCGGGGACUUGAGGCGAGUCUCAACUUUCCACAACUUGUGAGUAGCAUGCCUCGCCCCGCAAGCUCGAAUGCAGAGGACAUACGCAUGGCAGCACAUGAAGCAGCCUUGAGGCUGAGAAGUAGUCCCGCUGCUGAAGCUCAUGAGACUGGGAGCUCCAGCUCGAACGUGGGGCCCAUAACGGUGAGGCUUUCGCCGAAUCAAAUUCAAGCCAUUAACGAGUCACCCUUGGACUCGCCCAAGAUGUGGAUGCAAAUGUCUGAGUCUAUGAUGUUCUCUAGUGCCUUCGAGGAUCAGUUGGAGGGUUUGCAAAAUGAUUCUCUUUGGGAUCCUUCCGUAACGUCUACGUAA
This is a messenger RNA of Prunus avium (sweet cherry), 537 nucleotides long. The record is from RefSeq and is a predicted model, not a curated record. Lineage: Eukaryota; Viridiplantae; Streptophyta; Magnoliopsida; Rosales; Rosaceae.